Molecule: messenger RNA, 937 nt
Organism: Paramecium octaurelia
Lineage: Eukaryota; Ciliophora; Oligohymenophorea; Peniculida; Parameciidae
Source: the annotation of a GenBank genome assembly
AUGAUCAUACAACUAUUUGCUCUUUCUAUUGUUCUAGUAAGUGGAACUGAGUGCAUUUUAUAAAGAUAAUUAUGCUAAAACAUCUAAACGAAAAUAUAAUGUGAUAAUACUGACAAUCCAUUUGCAAAAUGUGAGUGGAAUAACACUUGCAAAAGUAGAUCUUAUGAUUCUUGUUAUUAAUUCUUCACAGAACAGGAUUGUUUAAGAGAUAAUAAUAAAUAUAGAAAGUUUAUGUGUUAUUGGAAGGGAGGAGAAUGCAUGAAGAGAGUUCAAAAUUAAGAUAUAUAUGGAGAGAGAACUAAAGAUUUAAAAUGUGAAGAUAUAGAUAAUUAUUCUGAAUGUAGAGAUUAAAGAGGAGAACCAUUACUUUGUGCAUGGUAUCAUAAUCACUGUUAAGCUAUAGAGAAAUGUUCUCAAAUUAAUGACUUCAAAUAAUGCAGAAAUGCCAGAACGAGAGACAGGUAUUCAAAUUUAUAUUAAAUUAAAGAUGCCAAUUUGUAGUUAAUAAUGUAGCCUCCGAUUAAGAAAAAGAGAAUAUGUAUUCUACUAAUAUUUUCGAUUUUACAAGUUGUAGAAGUUAGGAUUGCUAAUUUAAUACACAUUCUGAUUGUCCUACAUUUAGAAAUGGAAGACGAUGUUUCUUAAAAAAAGGAAAAUGCACUCAAUGUUCCUACUUUACCAAUCCAAAUGAUUGUAUAGCUACCAAUAAAUGUACUUGGUAGAAUUCGCAGUGUUCGAACAUAAUGUAAGUUUUGUUCUCUAAUGUUUAAGGUGUUCUUAAAUCACAAGUAAAAGAUUAUGCAAUUAAUACAAUUAUUGUCAAUAUGACUUUACUACUCAAAGGUGUUAACAAAGCAAUUAAAUUCCACUAAGUCAUUGCUACACCCUUGACAUUAGUUCUGAUCCAAUAUAAAAAAAAUACAACAGUUUUAUAUGA